Molecule: messenger RNA, 1545 nt
Organism: Malassezia japonica
Lineage: Eukaryota; Fungi; Basidiomycota; Malasseziomycetes; Malasseziales; Malasseziaceae
Gene: OLE1
Product: stearoyl-CoA 9-desaturase
Exons: 1
Coding region: 1-1545 (514 amino acids)
Biological process (GO): unsaturated fatty acid biosynthetic process
Cellular component (GO): endoplasmic reticulum membrane
Molecular function (GO): stearoyl-CoA 9-desaturase activity; heme binding; iron ion binding
Source: RefSeq, a predicted model, not a curated record
AUGGCAAACUCGGCCAAGGUGAGUGCGAACGAUCCCGACUCGUUUGUCAACACGGUCCUCGCGCGCGAGGAGCCUCUUCCCCCAUUCCAAUGGAAGAAUGUCCUCUCUGAGAUCCAGUGGAUCUCGUUCCUGGCGCUGACGCUCACGCCACUCAUCGCGCUGUACGGUCUGCUGACGUGCCCGCUGCAGCCACGCACGCUCGCGUGGGCUGUGGCCUACUACUUCCUGACCGGCUUGGGCAUCACGGGCGGCUACCACCGCCUGUGGUCGCACCGCGCCUACACCGCUUCCGCGCCCCUCCAGGCCUUUUUGAUCUGCAUGGGCUCGGGCGCGGUCCAGGGCUCGGCCCACUGGUGGGCACGUGGCCACCGCUCGCACCACCGGUACACCGACACGGACCUGGACCCGUACGGCGCGCACACCGGCCUCGCCUGGGCGCACAUGGGCUGGAUGGUUGUCAAGCCCCGCCGCAAGCCGGGUCCGGUCGACACGUCCGACCUGAAGAAAAACAAGUUUAUCCAGUUCCAGCACAAGUUUUACCUCCCCAUGAUCCUCUUUUGGGGCUUUGUUUUCCCCACGCUCGUCGCCGGCCUCGGCUGGGGCGACUGGGCAGGCGGCUACUACUUUGCCGGCGUCGCGCGCCUUGUAUUUGUGCACCACUCGACGUUCUGCAUCAACUCGCUCGCGCACUACCUCGGUGAGGCGUCGUUUGAUGCGCGCCACUCGCCCCGCGACAACUUCAUCACGGCGCUUGCGACGAUCGGCGAGGGUUACCACAACUUCCACCACGAGUUCCCGAUGGACUUCCGGAAUGCCGUGCGCUGGUACCAGUACGACCCCACCAAGUGGUUCAUCUGGGGCAUGAGCAAGAUCGGCCUUGCGUCAAACCUGAAAAUCUUCCCCGAUAAUGAAGUGCGCAAGGGCCGCCUCGCCAUGCAGCUGCGCGAGGCCCACGAGCAGGCUCGCCAGCUCGAGUGGGCGCGCGCGGCCGAGAACCUGCCGGUGCUCACCUGGGACGACUUUGAGGCCGAGGCCAAGACGCGGCCGCUCGUCGCGAUCCACGGCUUUAUCCACGACGUGUCCAAGUUUAUGGACGAGCACCCCGGCGGCCGCGCGCUCAUCCAGACGCGUAUCGGCCGCGAUGCGACCACCGCAUUCGAGGGUGGCGUGUACGAGCAUUCGAACGCAGCGCACAACCUCUUGUCCAUGAUGCGUGUCGGCGUCCUGUCGGGCGGCUACGAGCCGGCCAAGGUGUGGCCCGCCAAGACCAUGCGCGGCAGUGCCAUGGCCUCUUCCGAGACGCCGGAAGCGACCUCGGCCUCAUCCUCGAGCGAGAGCGACCUGGCCGAGCUGCAUGAGCAUGUGGCGCCUACACGCGACCUGGAUGGCCAAGGCGCACUGCGCAAGCGCAGUGGCGCCGGCGAUGGCAUCACCAGCGACUCGGCGACAUACAUCCCCCCGGGUGAGGCCUACCGCGUUGUUGAGCGCCGCAAGCUCGAGGACAAUGUCAAAGUCCGGAAUACACGCUACGGCAAACUGCUUUAG